Messenger RNA from Exophiala mesophila, 1795 nucleotides. RefSeq lists its product as uncharacterized. The record is from RefSeq and is a predicted model, not a curated record. The coding region runs from base 470 to 1273 and encodes 267 amino acids. Gene Ontology annotation, biological process: conjugation with cellular fusion. The transcript has 3 exons. Lineage: Eukaryota; Fungi; Ascomycota; Eurotiomycetes; Chaetothyriales; Herpotrichiellaceae. Gene Ontology annotation, cellular component: mating projection tip; membrane.
GUGCAUUUCCUGCCACCGCCAUUAUCACUGCAACACUAUUCCCUCACAAACCAACCUCACGAAUUUCCAAUGGCCACGUAUUGAACCAACAUGGCGAUUGGUGUCUGCCGUUUCCAGUCUCGAAUAUUGCCAGAACAAAAUCAAGCUACGCUUCUCUUCCCUUUCUCCCUCUCCAUCUCCAUCUCCAUCUCCAUCUAUUCCCUCCUCUGUGUAAAAGACGCAGGCAGCUGACAGUUCAAAUAUCAGUGACUUCUACAGACUUCAUCUUCCUCCUCCAUCGAAUACUCCUGAUACUUUUCCCCGGUCGUGCACCCUCAUAUCGACCUCGACAAGUGCACAAGCCCAUCUUUGACCUCAACACUGUGCCCGUGCUGACGAAUCUUCCACUUUUCCGUCCGCACGGACGGUCACUGUCCAGUAGUCCAUUGGCACCGCACCCAGUGUACAGGACUCCCACCCACCUCAAGAUAUGGCACAAUUCGCCGUGGGUUGGAGAAGAUUUGUGCCAUUCAUUGGGUAUCACCAUGUGUUGAUGUUAUUUGUCGCCGUUGCAAUCAUCUUACUUUCACUUUUACUAGCAGGAUGCUCAUCAACGUCACCCCUGAUCCCGGGAAUCUACCUCAUAUCUCUCUACUAUCAACAAUACCCGCCAGUGUUCUCACCGGUCCAGGUCAACCCCAGUGUGUCGACGGCCAUCGCCAACAUUGUUGGAAAUGCCGACCUCAACGUCAGGGUGGGAUACUUUGGGAUAUGUAUCAGGGUAGACCAGGGUGCGUGGAUGUGUAACCAGAACUCCACUGCUCUGGCCGAUCUUGUCAGCAUCGACCAAGAUCCUCUCAACCUUGUUUGGGUUGCAAGCACCUUCAAGAACGCCAUCGUCUUCCCCUACCUCAUCAUCAUUGCCAUUGUCCUGGCCUUCCUCACCUUUCUACUUCUCGCCACAUUCCCAGGCUGGCAUACCACCGUCGGCCAUGAUGGCUCUGAACAGGAAGUCCGACCGUUUCCACCCAGGGCGGUGUCCCAGGUCGCCUUAGCUACCAUCUUCAUUGCCUCGGUCUUUAUCCUAGUGUCAGUCAUGUGGCAGCACACUGCUGCAGUGGCAGCGACCGCUGUGGCUCAAGAUCUUGGAAAUGGCAGUGUCAAGGCCGGAAUUGGAACAGCAGCAAUGGUUCUGGGCUGGUUCGGAUUUGGCCUUCUGGUGGUCGUCACGCUGGGUCUCCUCGUGAUGAUUCUCAGUAUUCAACUCCUUGAUCGAUUAACAGAUGAGGACUAAACAAAACAUUUGGUAUCAAGUGUGACUUGAAAUCGAACUUGAAUCGACCAAAGGUCUCGUAUGUUUUGCAUCCUCGGUACGAUGGCAAGAAUGAAUAAAUGGGUUUUGGAUUGUGGACACAUGGAGGCACAUAGCACCAUUAACCGGCGUUUUCGACCUAGAUUGUCACCCCUUUUUCCUUUCCUUGUGCGCAUUUUCACGGCAGGCUGUCGAACCAAUUCGACUGGGAUGGGGAUGGCGACGGCCUCAAACAUAUCUCACCUGUGGGGGGGUAACAUAAUUAUUGGCUGAACGGCGGGGUCCUCGGGGGUUCUUUGGCCGCGCAGAUGCACGACAUUGAAUGGUGAAUACGAUUGACGGGCUGUGAUGCGAUGUCUUGGAAAAUCGAUGGAAAUCAGAAAUUGAAUGAAAGAAAGGACCACAAAGAAGGUCGCUGUAAUUUAUCAUAGCAUAGGUCAAACCUCAACCGCUCGAGUAAGACAAAACUCGCCAAGUGUGAAUGAAUAUACUGAAAUUCCCGUA